Gastrolobium bilobum is the source of this 1652-nucleotide messenger RNA. Its product is annotated as glucan endo-1,3-beta-glucosidase 12. Bases 45 to 1454 code for a protein of 469 amino acids. The record is from RefSeq and is a predicted model, not a curated record. Gene Ontology annotation, molecular function: hydrolase activity, hydrolyzing O-glycosyl compounds. Gene Ontology annotation, biological process: carbohydrate metabolic process. Lineage: Eukaryota; Viridiplantae; Streptophyta; Magnoliopsida; Fabales; Fabaceae. The transcript is spliced from 3 exons. Gene Ontology annotation, cellular component: plasma membrane.
UUUCUUUAUCAGUUUUGCAUGCUCUGCUACCUCCGAAACAGAGCAUGGCUUCUCUUGCAUUCUCCUUUUUCUUCGUCCUAAUCUCACUCUAUGCUUCUUCAACCUCAGGAACGGGAUCUGUCGGAAUAAACUACGGCAUGGUGGCCAAUGACCUACCUACGCCGUCAAAGGUGGUGGAGCUUCUCAAGGCACAGGGGCUCAACCGUGUGAAGCUCUACGACACCGACGCCAGGGUGCUAACCGCGCUUGCAAACUCAGGCAUCAAGGUAGUGGUUGCCAUGCCGAACGAGCUACUCUCCUCAGCCGCUGGCGACCAGUCCUUCACUGACGCAUGGGUAAAAGCAAAUAUCUCCGGCUACUACCCCGCCACACAAAUCGAAGCCAUAGCAGUGGGCAACGAAGUGUUCGUGGACCCAAAGAACACGACCAAGUUCCUCGUACCGGCAAUGAAGAACGUGCACGCUUCGCUUGCCAAGUACAACCUCGACAGCGCCAUCAAAAUCUCGUCACCGAUCGCACUCUCCGCUUUACAAUCCUCGUACCCGACGUCAUCCGGUUCGUUCAAGUCUGAACUGGUCGAACCGGUUAUUAAACCCAUGCUGGAUUUCCUGCGCCAGACCGGUUCGUACCUCAUGGUGAACGCGUACCCUUUCUUCGCGUACGCUGCAAACGCCGAUAAGAUCUCCAUCGACUACGCGCUCUUUAAGGAAAACCCGGGCGUCGUGGAUUCGGGUAACGGGUUGCGAUAUACCAACCUCUUAGACGCUCAAAUCGACGCCGUUUUUGCUGCCAUGUCAGCACUCCAAUACGACGACGUUAAGAUCACUGUCUCAGAAACCGGUUGGCCCUCCAAAGGGGAUUCGAACGAGGUUGGUGCAGGACAGGACAAUGCGGCGUCGUAUAACGGAAACUUAGUUCGGCACGUGUUGACUGGGAAUGGCACCCCCUUGAGGCCAAAGGACCCACUCAACGUUUUCUUGUUCGCGCUUUUCAAUGAGAAUCAGAAACCUGGACCCACAUCGGAGAGAAACUAUGGCCUUUUCUAUCCCAGUGAACAGAAGGUUUAUGAUAUUCCGCUCACGGUGGAGGAGCUUAAUCAGGCGCCGUCGUCCAGCGUCGGGAAGAGUCAGGUUCCGGCUCCGGCGAGUGGAGACGUGUCCCCGACGUCGUAUCAUGGGCAGACGUGGUGCGUGGCUAACGGCGAUGCUACGGCGGAGAAGCUGCAGGCUGCACUUGACUAUGCUUGUGGGGAGGGUGGGGCUGAUUGCACUCCCAUUCAGCCAGAUUCCACGUGUUACAAUCCUAACAACUUGGAGGCGCAUGCUUCGUAUGCUUUCAACAGUUACUAUCAGAAGAAAUCACGUGCCACAGGCACGUGCGAUUUUGGUGGUGCUGCUUAUGUCGUCACUCAGCCUCCUAAGUAUGGGAACUGCAAAUUCCCCACAGGGUACUGAAUGGGUCAGAGAUCAAGUGGGUUUGGUGAAGCUUAGAUUUCGAUUUGCUUUGGAUUCGGUGGGGCCGUUUUGCCGAUUUUUUCUUUUAUUUUCCUCGGUUACUUAGACUAGCAUUGUUAUUGUUUCUUAGUAUUUAUAAUAAAUAUUCAUGAGUAGUUCGGAGGAUUAUCGGUUUCUUUUGACUAAUUUGUUUGUAAU